Messenger RNA from Guillardia theta CCMP2712, 495 nucleotides. RefSeq lists its product as hypothetical. NCBI's taxonomy places the organism in Eukaryota, Cryptophyceae, Pyrenomonadales, Geminigeraceae. Gene Ontology annotation, biological process: receptor guanylyl cyclase signaling pathway; intracellular signal transduction; cGMP biosynthetic process. Gene Ontology annotation, molecular function: peptide receptor activity; guanylate cyclase activity. The transcript has a single exon. The annotation marks the transcript as partial. The record is from RefSeq and is a predicted model, not a curated record.
AAAGUGUUCAAUUUCAUUGACAAAGUUUUUUCGGAUUUUGAUGCAAUUGUGGAAUCUUUUGGCAUGUUCAAGUAUCAUCACAUUCAAGACUCUUAUGUAAUCGCAUGUCCAAGAUCAGCCAAUCCUUUCGAUGCACCAAUGCACCAUGACGAGUAUGUCCUCUACUCAACACGCAGAAUGAUUCAGCUGGCAGAUUGUCUGAUACGACGUGCUCGAUUAUAUUUCUCUGCUUCAGGACACGUUCUUUGGGCGAAAGUGGGUAUCAGUUCAGGCCCCGUGGCAGGAGCUGUAGUUGGAUAUCAAAGAAGAUUUUACUGCCUUUUUGGAGACACUAUUAACACGAGCGCGAGAAUGUGCUCGCACUCAGAGCCGAGUAGAAUCUUAUGUACGCAGUCCGUGAUGGAUGUCUUGAAGCGUGGAAAUUUCCCGGAGAUUUCCCUUGUAGAAAAACCAACGAUUGAUGUAAAAGGUAAAGGAUUGAUGACGUGUUAUUUC